Symbiodinium necroappetens is the source of this 1506-nucleotide messenger RNA. NCBI's taxonomy places the organism in Eukaryota, Dinophyceae, Suessiales, Symbiodiniaceae. The record is from the annotation of a GenBank genome assembly.
GAUUGUGCCGACUCGGCAGAACAGCUGCUGGACGGGAAUAUGGUGGCCAGUGCAUUCUACGAGAAAUACAAGGCCGAAAACGAAGCAGAGGCGGAAUUCGGGGUCUACAAAGUGUUGGAUGGUUCUGAACUGGGCUGGACCCUCUUCGAUGUAAAUGGGGAUUUGGACUGCGAGGCUGAUGCCGUCAGCAGGGUGCUGCAGAACAUCAAGUUUACCAGGACGCAGAUCAGCGGCACCUGUGUGGUGGCCACCACGGCGACGCGGAAGCCUUUGGCAAGCGCGAGCUUAAGCUUCCAGCUCGUGAACAGCCGCUGGCAGAAGUGCAUCGCCGCGGUGCCAUGCCAGCCAGAUACGCAAGGCUCUGCCGGGUGCGUCGGCCAACUGCAGGAGUGCGAAGCGCGAGAGGACCAGGCUUUCAAGAUCGACAAACAGUUCGGCAUAGAAUUCCUCCAAAACCGUGGGGCGACAAUGGAGAUCACCGCCGUGCCGAAUGUAAUGCCAAUCUUUUGGGCGGUGCCAGACCGCGGGACGUACUUGGGAUGGCUGGGUUUCGAAGGACUUCUGGAAGGCGGCGGCCCCGGGCAACUUUUUCCUCCUUCGGCUGUGGCCACAGUUUCCUCCGCAGACGGAAAUGGCCUCACUUAUGAUGUUCAAAGAAACCCUGACACCUUGCCAUGGGACCAGGGAGUGCCUGAAACCUUGGAGGCGACCUGGUACAAAGGCAGCGCCGUGCAGGGCAACGACAUCAACUGCGUGUGUGAGCCGGGGACGGUGAUGCAACGCUUCAACAAGAGCCGGGAUUUCGUCCAGUUCCUGUGCGUGGAAGUGCCCAACCUGGGUGCCUGCACCGAGGAGACCUCGGUGCAACAGACAAUCGACGGGAGCACCUCGCAAAUCGACGUCGACUGUGGCAAGGACGGCGGUCUUCAAGCCAUUCAGGCUGAGAUUGACUCCAAGAGCAGGUGGACAAACUUCCGUUUCCGAUGCUGCCAGAUCACCGCCAACCCCGUGCGCAUGACCAAGUUCGGGUCAGGCCGCGUGCCUCCCGACCCAGCAGAGCAAGGGAUAUACGAUGCGGUUGCCCGCGAUGAUUUUGGCCGACCCCGAUACAACGGGUACGACUGGAGCGGGAGGGCUCUAGGAACCCUGAAUCAUAAUGCGGACACCGGGCAGUGGUGUGUAUCCGAUUUCGCAACGCCGGAAUGUGUCUCCAGCGAUCUGGUAAAUCCACUGGACCAGCAGCUGGGCGGGGAGAACUGGCAGGUCGUCCCUGUGAGUGACUUCGAUGCCAAGUUCGAGGCCGUCGGAGCCAAGCUGCCGAAGCGUUUCCAGUCGAAGCGAAAGGUGCCACCUCAGCUGACCUUCGCUGCCGAGGACUGCAAGAAACUUUGUGUUUCAAAGUUCGGAGAGAUCUUGGAGCGCAGACCUUCAACCCAAUUUUGUGUCACCGCAAGCAUUUUUUGCGAUUAUGGUUGCAGAAACGGUACAGCUUUGCUGUUGCUGUGA